UUCCGGUGCGCGAGGUUUGUUUUCGAAGCAGAGCAGCAAACUGGAUGUUUGACUCUUAUUAAAACUUCUCUAUCAUCGUGGUUUUAAUUAUUUGUCGUCAACCUUUUGUCAAGAGUGUCAUCACGACAUGAAAGUCAACUCUCUCGUACACUUACCAUGGUGUGCCACAUAACAAACUUUAGGGAUUACAUAAAUCAACUGGAAUGGAUUUACCCUCAAAAAACAUGUACGACACAUACAAAGAUGAAAUCUGGCAAGAGCUGGGACCCCUGGACCCUGACUGGUUUGAGGCACUGACAGCUCAAACGUUCACUAACGAGGGAAAUGUCUCUGAUCAAGAUGACCUGUGUGCCAACCAAGAGGGACAUUUUAAAACACCCUUUGACAGAACUGCAGUAGAAAGUCAGCUGUUUUCAACCCCCAAAGUCUUUAGACAUAGGCGAGUUGUGUCUCCUGAAACUGAGGAUGAGCAGUCAUUCGCUGGUGAACAAGAAAAAGAAACAUUGCCAUGGACAGCAACACAAAGUCCAUAUUUGUUUCGGAUGUCAAAAGAAGGGAGCCGGGGUGCAAAAUAUGAAGGUUUCCCCCCUCAGAGUCAGGACAGUUUUGAUCUGCUUCAUACCCCACAAAAAUCCCCAGUCAGCUAUGGCAAGCGUGUAUCUGAAAGUCUCGGAGCACAGAUUCAUUGUGACAUGUCAUGGACCAGUUCUCUGAAUACUCCACCACCGUCCACUCUGAUUUUAUCUAAAACAGAUGCAAGUCCAUGUCCAGUGAGUCUUUCGGACGAAAAAAAUGUUGUUUUUGUACGGAAGCUUUUCCCUUCUCUUUCAAAUGCAUCCAGAGUUGGAAUUGUGUCACCCAUCAAGAAUGACAUACCUAAUGUUCACCAAGGUGUUGUUUUCCCUGAGCCUGGUCAGAAUCCAGGUUCCCACCACUCCCCCCAGAAUUCACUGAAUCAUCUUGACGCUGUUUGGAAACAGACGCUACCAGAUGCUAUUGAGGAUGGAGAUACACACAGAAGUGUAGCAAGUGUUCUUGAUGGCGCUGAAAAUGAUCUCUCUAUAUUUUUCACCAACAGUAGUUCAGCACUGAGAAAAGUAAAAACUGAAAGAAUCAAAAGAAAGCAAAUCAUCCCGACAAAAGGACAUGACUGCAGCUCUGCGGAGACCUCACCAACAAGCAGUGCUGCGUCCAGUGAACAGAGAACAGCUGAUCAGGCGCCUUGCAGGCUUCCCUCACCCCCACCAGUAAAAACUGGAACGGUUGGAAUCACCCAGUGGUCUCCGUUGAGUUUAUCUGAAAUUUCACAUUGUACUGUGGAUACUUCUUGCCAUGAUAAUAAUCCUGUUAAACAAGUGGAAAACAAUAUUUUAACAGAACAACUGCAGAGUGAUGCUGGCCAGCUAGUCAGGCCACCUAUGAAACUUGCAGACUCUGGAUUCACUAAGAAAAAGAGAACAUUUGUUUACUCUGUUAAGACUUCAAAAACGCAGGUUCCAGUAAAAGAAACACCGUCUCGGAAGAUGGACUCAUCCCCAGGGAUUCCAGACUUCUCUGGACAAGAAGUUAAUGUGAAGCAGUUGAGGAAAUCCCCAGAUGAAGCAGACUGUUGCAGUAAUGGGAAGAAUGAGAUGCAAAAACAAGGCAAUCUUUCUGAAGAAAAUCUGCCUCCCUCUGUACAAGCAAAAGUCCAAGACUUGGACAUGUCGCAGCUUUGCAAAGAUUUUGCUCAAGACUUCAGUCAAAUGUCAGACCCCGUCAAACUGAGUAGAAUAGCAGAGGAUCCUCCUCAAAAUGGCUUCUCUCCAUCAGCUUGUCUGUCAGCCUUGAAACAAGCUAAGAAGAAAGCAAUGCAAGUGAACCUUCACCAUGACUGUGAUGCCGUCAGUAACAGAAGACAGGUUUCUACCACUAAUAAAAAUAACCCCAUUGAUGAGGGCGCGAUAAGUGACAGUGGAUUCCAGUCAGCUGUUGUAGAUAGCACUCAUGUGGCCGCAUCAUCAUUUCUUCUUCCCAGCUCAGAGAUCAAUAGUCAAAGUCAACAGUGGACUGGCUUUAAGACUGAUAUCCACAGGACCAGUCCUUUCACAUCUACCAAUAAAGGAAACGGAGAAGCACAUUUGGAUGAUAUAUUACCAGAAGCUGAAAUGCAUGGCAAGCUGUCCAGUGCAAUCAAGGAAAGGCAGACACCGCGUCCCAGCAACGAGACACAACUACUCAGCAAUGCUAAAGGAACUGUUGAUAACAUGAAUUGCAUUCCGCUUAAUGGUCAAGUUCAUGAGAGUCUGCUAGAGAAAACAGUUUAUCCUCCUUCCGUCCAUGCAUCAGGAUUCAAAACCGCUUCAAAUAAGGGUAUACACAUUUCCUCAGCCAACCUGGAGAGAGCCAAACGUCUCUUAGAAGAGACUAAGGAAGAAAUGACUUUAAGUGAUCAGCCUACCAAAUGUGCACAUGAUACUAAAGAUGAAAUGAGCAUGAGUGAUGGGCCAGUGAAAAAUCCAACCACUAACUCAAACCAACCUCUAUCUUAUAGUGAAAAAAAUGCAGAUAUCAGUUGCCAGUUAACAGCUUCACAGAAAGCAGAUGUGACUGAGCUGUGCACUCUCUUGGAAGAAGCAGACAGCCAGUUUGAAUUUACACAGUUUAAAACAGUAAAGCUGAAACAACACUGUCAAGAUAAUGCCACCGCCCCCAAAGAAGUUGACAAAGAACUUGACCCGGAUUUUCUUUCAGGUAUAGAUUUUGAUGACAGUUUUAGUUCAGAAGCUGAAAAACAUCUGGCAGUAACUGUGAUUCAUGAGAAAAUGGCCUUAGUUUCAGAUGGUAAACCAAACAGCGACACAUCUAACAUCACAAGUAAAUGCACAGGUUUGCCAUUGUCGAGUGCAAUGAAAACAGAGAAUUCCUCUCCUGAAGACAUGUCUUUCUCUUCAAAGCACAUCUCUGAAGACAGUGGCGGUAUUGUGUCAGCUGAACCCAAAAGUCUUGACAGACAUGGGCCGACUAAAACAAGCCAGCUACAGUACAAAAAUCCUUUAAUGCUUGGGGGUGUGGGAUUCAAGACUGCAGGAGGAAAUGUUUUGAAAGUUUCAAAAAAGUGUCUGAGCAAAGCUAGAGCUUUGUUUGCAGAUUUAGAGGAGAAUCUUGUGACAAGUCAAAACCCACCUGGCAAACAAAAUAGCAAAUCCGAUGCUAAAACCCUGCAUAAGUGCAGUGUGGAUAAUCACACUGGUGACCUUUUGCAUCGUCAAAAGGAUAAUUCAAAAUUCACAGAUGAUUCCGGAGAAAGGGUUCAGAGCUGUUUUUCCAACGCGAUGGAGUCUGUCUGUUCAGACAGAAAACCACGCAGAGAUGAAGAUACAAUAAAAACUUUGAACAGCAGCAUAACAGACAAAACCACGCAUCAAAGGGGGUUCCAGAUGGCCAAUGGGAAAGGGAUUUCUAUUUCAGCGAAAGUUAUGCAAGAGGUAGAUUCUUUCUUCAAAGACUGUGAAGUUAUUGGUGGUAAUGCUGCCAUGUCAGUUAAGCCUAAAAAGAGCAUACCCUUGCCUGGAGUUGUCAGUCUUAAGGAAACCCUUCCAAAAGGUAAAAAGGGUCAAGGGAUAAAAGAAAACCUUUCUGAAGAAACAACCAAUGAGUUUGAAAAUGUGAAUGGUGGUCCAGCUGCACGCCAUACAGAUGUUGUGCUACAUAAUAUGGACAAUCACAAUUUUGGUGAGAGUACACUGGCUUUAACAAAUGCAGCCUCUUUCCGUGAAAACCCUUCUUCAACUGCAAAGGCACAUUCAUCUCUCUCAGGCACAACAUCAAAAAGGACUGGCUCCUCUGCCAUCAGUGAAGUGAGCGAUGGAGGUGGAUUUUGUUUAGCCAGUGAGACGAAAGUAUCUACGUCAGCUGAUUCAAUGAAAAAAGCAGAGCAUCUUUUGAAUGAAAUUCAUCCCCUUGAUGACGCAAACAAACCAAAACAAAAAGGAGACGCUUUAAGAACAGGCCAUCUCAACAAUCAAAUUGAGGUUCGACCAUCUAAAAAUGGGAGCUUUCAGUCAGCCAGUGGCAAACGAGUGGCCAUUUCCACUGCAGCUCUCAGGAAAGCCAAACUGUUGAGUGAAUGGGAUAAAGUUGAAGAUAAGAUCUGUCUAAAACCAACACAUUCCAAGAUGGCAGUCCCUGGUCCACUAUCCAGGAAUAGUGGAUUUCUUGCAGCCAAUGGUAAGCCAGUAGCAUUUUCAUCUGAGGCCCUCCAGAAGGCAAAAGCUCUAUUCAGUGACAUCAGCUUGACUGCAGAGAUCCCAGCUGUUCCAGACACAAGGAACAGUGACCAGAAACAAGACAAUGCUGACAAUACAGAGAAAAAACAUUGUGAUUUCACAACUGCAGGGGGAGCAAAAGUCCAUGUGUCACAGAAAAGUCUGUUAAAAGCAAAAAACCUUUUGGAAGAAUUUGAUGCCAUGUCAGUAAAACAUGAGAAAAGUAUAGCAUCUGUGAGUGGAUGUGGCAUUGGGAAGAAAAACCUUUCAAAAUUUAAAAAAGAUCACAAGGUGUCAAUAAAAAUGCCUGAAGAGCCUGGAGGUGGGCGCACUGAGUUUGAAAAUGUGAGCGUGGGAUCAGUUGUAAACCAUGAAAAGAUGAUGCACCCUGAUGACGUGGAGAUUCACAAAGAUGUUAAGAACACAUUGGAUUCUACCAAAGCACCUUCUUUACAUGGAAACCCAACUUUGAUGACAGAGCAACUUUCUCUCAAGUUGUGCACAACAUCAAUGGAUUCCUCAGCCAACAUUGAAUUGAGCAAAGGUGGUGGUUUCUCUACAGCCAGUGGGAAGAAAGUAUCUGUUUCAGAUGAUGCACUGACAAAAGCAAAGUCUCGGUUGAAUGAAAGUGCUACGUUUGAGGACACAAACAAACAACUGAAACACAAAGAAGACAUCUUUCCAACACAGAACGGUGGAUUUCAGAUGGCCAGUGGCAAAGGAGUUACGAUUUCAUCUGCAGCUGUAAAGAAAGCAAAAACCCUUUUAAAUGAAUGUGAUAAAGUUGAGGAUAAAAUCUGUCUAAAACCAACACAUUCCAAGAUGGCAGUCCCUGGUCCACUAUCCAGGAAUAGUGGAUUUCUUGCAGCCAGUGGUAAGCCAGUAGCAUUUUCAUCUGAGGCCCUUCAGAAGGCAAAAGCUCUAUUCAGUGACAUCAGCUUGAGUGCAGAGAUCCCAGCUGUUCCAGACACAAGGAACAGUGGCAAGAAACAAGACAAUGCUGACAACACAGAUAAAAAACAUUGUGGUUUUACAACUGCAGGGGGAGCAAAAGUCCACGUGUCACAGAAAAGUCUGUUAAAAGCAAAAAACCUUUUGGAAGAAUUUGAGGAUGGUUCUAUUUCAGGAAAAGCAAUGCAAGAAGCAGAUGCUUUCUUCAAGGACUUUGACAUUAUGGAUGAUAACGAUGCCAUGUCAGUAAAACAUGAGAAAAGUAUAGCAUCUGUGAGUGGAAGUGGCAUUGGGAAGAAACACCUUUCAAAAUUUAAAAAAGAUCACAAGGUGUCAAUAAAAAUGUCUGAAGAGCCUGGAGGUGGGCGCACUGAGUUUGAAAAUGUGAGCGUGGGAUCAGUUGUAAACCAUGAAAAGAUGAUGCACCCUGAUGACGUAGGGAUUCACAAAGAUGUUAAGAACACAUUGGAUUCUACCAAAGCACCUUCUUUACACGGAAACCCAACUUUGAUGACAGGGCAACUUUCUCUCAAGUCGUGCACAACAUCAAUGGAUUCCUCAGCCAACAUUGAAUUGAGCAAAGGUGGUGGUUUCUCUACAGCCAGUGGGAAGAAAGUAUCUGUUUCAGAUGAUGCACUGACAAAAGCAAAGUCUCUGUUGAAUGAAAGUGCUACGUUUGAGGACACAAACAAACAACUGAAACACAAAGAAGACAUCUUUCCAACACAGAACGGUGGAUUUCAGAUGGCCAGUGGCAAAGGAGUUACGAUUUCAUCUGCAGCUGUAAAGGAAGCAAAAACCCUUUUAAAUGAAUGUGACAGAGUUGAGGAUAAGAUCUGUUUAAAACCAACACAUUCCAAGAUGGCAGUCCCUGGUCCACUAUCCAGGAAUAGUGGAUUUCUUGCAGCCAGUGGUAAGCCAGUAGCAUUUUCAUCUGAGGCCCUUCAGAAGGCAAAAGCUCUAUUCAGUGACAUCAGCUUGAGUGCAGAGAUCCCAGCUGUUCCAGACACAAGGAACAGUGGCAAGAAACAAGACAAUGCUGACAACACAGAUAAAAAACAUUGUGGUUUUACAACUGCAGGGGGAGCAAAAGUCCACGUGUCACAGAAAAGUCUGUUAAAAGCAAAAAACCUUUUGACAGAAUUGGCCGAUGGGGAGUGUCACUCAAACUCAUGCUCAACAAGCCCACAUGACACCCAUAAGUCAGAUCUAUCGAAAGAUGUGAAAAUAACUUUGAGUUGUAAUCUCAGCCCUGAGGAGGAAAUGUCAAGUGUGCUGGACGGUGAAAUAGAUCAGACAAGCAGCAGCGAGGGAUCUAAUGUCAAAAGGCCACAAGAAUCUUCAGUAGUAAACUUUCAGUCACUCAACCUAGGUGGCUGCACUGAAACCCAGCAGAGGUUUUUUGCCCAGGAAGCUCUGGACUGUACUAAAGCUUUGUUAGAGGAUGAAAGUCUAGCUGGUCAAAGUCUCUCAAUGACUUUAGAAAAUGUGCCACUGCAAGAAAACCCGGAAUUCAGCCACAGAUCUGCAGAGGAACAAAAAGGACCUGGGAAAAGAUCAGUCGAAGACCCAGAUAUGACUGGUCAGCCUCCCCUAAAAAGAAGAUUACUGGAAGAAUUCGACAGAACUGUCGAUGGCCCAAGAGGUUCAACCCUCCAUCCGGACAAAAGUUUUCCAAAUGAUAUAAUGAAAGACAGGAGGGUUUUCAAGUACAGCGUGUCUCUCCAUCCAAACAUCACCAGGCCACACAGGAAUGGAAAGAAUUAUGUGGAAACCACAUUGCAAAAGACAAAAUCAACACAACAAUCAACCCCAGAAGACAGCAGAUCAGCACAUUCCAAGAUGCCAGUGUUCGUUCCUCCAUUCCUCAAGGAUGCAAAGACAGAGCAUCACAAGAAUCCAGUGCUUAAGAACACAAAAACACCUACUUCAUUUGUUCCUCCAUUCAAAAAGCAAUUAACUGUUGUCCAAGAGAGCUCCUCUAAACCCCAGGGGGAAGCACCCUUUAACAGCAUCACUUAUGUACCGCCCACUAAAAAAACACAAAGCAAUACAGAUGUAACUGGUAAUAAAAGCAAAGAAGACAUUCAGAUGGUGGCCUCGGCUGACACUACUAAUGAUAAUCUGCUAAAUAAUCAAAACUUUCCUGUUAGCUGUGGAUCCCUGGACUCUGCUGCAGAGGCAUCACGUGUGGAGGACACAGUGUCCACAAGCCAAGACAUGUUUCAGGAGCUUCAUAAUAUAGAGCUGGCACGAGAUAUGCAAGACAUGAGGAUCAGGAAAAAGAAGCGCCAGACCAUUCGACCUUUGCCGGGGAGUUUGUUUCUAAUCAAAACAUCAGGAGUGUCGAGGAUACCAUUAAAGGCUGCAGUCAAUGGAAAGCCUCCUGCAAGAUACACCCAAAAACAGCUGUAUGGACGUGGAGUCCAUCAGCAUGUGUAUGACAUCACCAGUGAGACUGCAGAAUCUUUUCGCUUCAGUUUACGGCAGUUCCUCAAACAGGAAGCCUUUAUAGACGACGGUGGUGUUAUGCUUGCUGAUGGGGGAUUGCUGAUCCCCAGCAAUGAUGGGACUGUAGGGAAAGAAGAGUUUCAUAGAGCAUUAUGUGACACCCCAGGUGUGGACCCUAAACUGAUCAGUGAGGGCUGGGUGUACAAUCACUACCGAUGGAUUGUAUGGAAGCAGGCCUCCAUGGAAAGAUCAUUUCCAGAAACAAUGGGCAGCCUCUGUCUCACCCCAGAGCAGGUCCUCCUACAACUGAAGUACAGAUAUGAUGUAGAGGUGGACCACAGCCGCAGGCCGGCUCUGAGAAAGAUUAUGGAAAAGGACGACACAUCAGCCAAAACCUUGGUCCUCUGUGUUUGCGGGGUCGUCUCCAGGGGCCAGACCCUAAACAAACAAAGUCUCAAUGACACUAAGACUCCACAAGAGGCUGAUGCCAAGGUUGAAAACCCAUCUGCAGUUGUCUGGCUGACAGAUGGAUGGUACGCCAUUAAAGCCCAGCUGGAUGAACCUUUGACUGCCAUGCUUAACAAAGGGCGAGUGGCUGUUGGUGGGAAGUUGAUCAUCCAUGGAGCUACGCUGGUGGGGUCUCAAGAUGCUUGCUCCCCUCUGGAGGCACCUGAAUCUCUCAUGUUAAAGAUUUGCGCCAAUAGCAGCAGACCCACUCGAUGGGACGCUAAGCUGGGAUUUCACAGGGAUCCACGGCCAUUCCUGCUUCCUGUCUCCUGUUUGUACAGCAACGGAGGACCAGUAGGAUGUGUGGACAUUAUCAUUUUGAGAAGCUACCCCAUCCAGUGGAUGGAGAGGAAACCAGACGGAGGCGUAGUGUUCCGUUCUGAUCGUGCUGAAGAGAAGGAGGCGAGACGAUACGACGGCAACAAACAAAAAGCUAUGGAGAUCUUAUAUGCCAAGAUUCAAGCUGAAUUUGAAAAGGAGGACAAAGGAAAUAAACCUCAACAUAGAAGACGGACGUUCACCCGACAGGAGAUUUCAAGUCUUCAAGAUGGAGAUGAGCUGUAUGAAGCAGUGGGGAAUGACCCAGCUUACCUCGAGGCUCAUUUGAGUGAAGAGCAGUUGGAGACUCUGCGUACCUUCCGGUGUUCUCUGAUGGAGAAGAAGCAGGCGGUCCUGCAGGAUCGCUACCGGCGAGCUUUAGAAAGUGCAGAGGACAGCGAAGGUAUAUGUCCCAAGCGAGAGGUUACACCUGUGUGGAGACUCUGCGUUGCUGACUCCAUGGACCAACCAGGCAGUGUUUACCAGUUGAAUCUUUGGCGACCUUCUUCGGAUCUUCAGUCUUUAGUGAAGGAAGGCUGUCGAUACAAAGUCUAUAACCUCACCACUUCGGAUGGAAAGAAACAUGGUUGUAGCACAACCGUUCAGCUGACUGGGACAAAGAAAUCACAGUUUCAGGACCUACAGGCUUCUCAGGAACUGUUAGCAACACAUUUUCAACCGAGGGUCUCUACCCGUUUUGUGGAUCUUCAAAACCCAGAAUUCCAGCCGCUGUGUGGAGAAAUUGAUCUCACAGGUUACGUCAUUAGUAUCGUUGAUGGGCAGGGUUUCUCUCCUGCAUUUUAUUUGACCGAUGGGAAGCUGAACUUUGUUAAAGUGCGCUGUUUCAGCAGCUUUGCUCAGGCUGGCUUGGAAGAUUUGGUAAAACCACAUGUCCUCUUGGCUCUGAGCAACCUGCAGCUGAGAGGUCAGUCCACAUCUCCCACUCCCGUUGUGUACGCUGGAGAUCUGACCCUCUUUUCAACAAACCCCAAGGAAGCACAUCUGCAGGAAUCCCUCAGCCAACUCAAAAACCUGAUCCAGGGUCAGGAGAACUUCCUUCCAAGUGCUGAGGAGAAGUUUUCACAUUUAGUCCAAUCUGAUGGCCUAAAGUCCAUCUCCUCUCCAGCUCUGCAAACACGAACCCCAGCUUCUGCAUCGGUCGGAAGACAAGACACAAGAACAAGUGUGACCCCUCAGCAGCCAGUCAAAAGCCUUGGAGCAUUCACACCGGUCAGUAGGAAACCUCCUGCAGCAAACUGUUUGUCAGAGAAAGACCCCGUCAGCCUGAAGAGGAAGAGAGCUCUGGACUAUCUGUCUCGCAUCCCGUCUCCGCCAUCUCUCUCCCAUCUUGGCUCAGUGGCGUCUCCAUUUAUAAAUAAGACAUUCAACCCCCCUCGGAGGUCUGGGACACCUUGCACUUUAAAAACUGUACAGACUCCAGCUUGCAAACCCACCAAUCCACCCGUGGAGGAUGAUUGGGUGAAUGAUGAAGAACUGGCUAUGAUUGAUACUCAGGCAUUGCGUGUUGGUAAUUUACUGUAGGAGUGUAACUUAACUGUAAAAAAAACAAAACUGUACAAAUGUGUGAAUGUAAAAGCUGUGUAUGGCAUAUAUUCUGUGGUUGUUUUUGUGGUCUCAUUGGACCCAUUAAAGAAGUGAAAUCAC
This is a messenger RNA of Etheostoma spectabile (orangethroat darter), 10139 nucleotides long. It is a transcript of the gene brca2, whose product is annotated as BRCA2 DNA repair associated. The record is from RefSeq and is a predicted model, not a curated record. Gene Ontology annotation, cellular component: nucleus. Gene Ontology annotation, biological process: regulation of DNA-templated transcription; double-strand break repair via homologous recombination. Lineage: Eukaryota; Metazoa; Chordata; Actinopteri; Perciformes; Percidae.